AUGUCUGAAAAAUCUGUGAUAAUUUCCGUAGAAGAUGAAGUCAAAUCACUUAAAAACAUAAAUUCUAGCUAUGAUAUGGUAGCAAUAUCGCCAAAUGCAAAAUAUAUUGUUGGGUAUAAUCAUAUUGACAAACAAAUUGUUGGAUGGAAUAUUCAAGAUAUCAAAGAAGGAAAAAUAGAAUCAGAUGGCACAGCUAAACCUUAUUGUGUUGAACAAGAAAAUAUUAACAACUUGUGUGUUUCUGAUGAAAAUAUAGUAGCAUUUAGUUAUAGUGAAAAAGAAUUUAAAAUUAUUGAUAUGAAAAAUCAGGAUCAAACAAUAAAAUUAGAUUUAAGGUCUAAUUUAUGCAACCUUUCUUUUAAAUUCAAUUCAAAUAAUGAGUUCAUCCUUCUUGAAUUUCCCUUUAUUCGGGUUUAUUCAACACAAAUUAAAGAUAACAAAUGGAAGUGUCAAAAGAAAUUUAAACAAAUCUAUUUAACGGAUUUAAUAGAUAUAAUAUCUGAUAGAAUUUGGCUACUUAUGGAGUAUAAGCCAUACAUAAUUGAACUUAAUAUUAAAACUGGUAAUACUAAAGUUAUUUCCAAAAACUUAAAAGGGGUUAAAACGGAAAAUAUUAGAAUUUCUAGUAAUAAUAAGUUUACUUGUCUGAAAAUAAAUGAUGAAAUUAUUGUUUAUUUGGAUGAACUGAACAUUCCUAUUGCAUCAUUGGAUUCAAAUAAAGACAUACGACUAUAUAAAUUUAUGAAACAAAAUACCGACUUACAUUGUUUGUUACUCUCUUUAUUUGAUGAUAUGUCGAAAAAUCAAACAAGGAUUUCUUGCUUAAAUCAAAUAACGAAAGAUCCAUUAUUAAAGAAUAAUAAAACUUGGAAUUCUUUCUUAAACCAAUUAACGAAAGAUAAUUCGUUAUUAAAGAAGAAUUUACAACUUCAAUAUUUUCAAAACCAUCUAUUUGUAAUAGUAGACGAUUCCGUUCUCAAAAUUGAAAUUAAAUUGGAUUUAGAUAUCAACUCUUAUACUUUAGAGGAAUUACAAAUGUAUGAAGAUGAAGAAAAUUGGUUAACAUAUUUCGGAAUCGAAAAGCUUGAUGAAGAAACAAAUAACUUUAAUUUCAAAUAUGAACAUCCGUUGAUUCACAAUAUGGGGAUUCCCUCGAGGGAUGUUUUUAAAGACAAUAAGAAUGAGAUGCAGAAUAUUGAAGUAAUGGGUUAUAAUAAAGAUGGACAUAUCGAAUUAGGUGUUCAUAUGAAAGUUAAUGAACAUGAAGCUGUUAAUUAUUUUAUAAAGAUUAAUCUUAGAGAAAAUUUUUCAAUAAUUCAAUUUGAAUUUCUUAAUGAAUUUAACGAUCUUGGCGUAGUAACUACUAUUGGAAUUUUUAUCUUUCAUUUAAAUGAAAGUGGAAAUAAUGAAAUUUCAUUAAAAUAUUUUUAUAAUAACACUUGGAACGAUAAAACUGACGUGGAUUAUGAUAGGAAACUAAUUAAUGGAUGGAUCUCAUACUUAAACGAUGAUAAAAUAGGUUUUUUAAAAUAUGGUCAGAUAUUAUUUAUAUUUUCAAUUAAGACUAUGCCAUUAUUGAAGAAACAAUAUCCUGAAUAUCUUACAAGAUAUUCAUCGGAUACAAACAUGAUAAUAAAUUCUAUGGAUUAUCAGGUCGAUGAAAUAACAGAAAAAUCAUAUCUUAAUCCUUUUACUGACACUACGCCCGCGUUUAAAUUUUUUAUUCCUUAUAUCAAAUUUGAUAGUUAUCCACAAGAAUAUAGUUGGUGGUGGGAAUUAAUUAAACCUGCACCCAGUACAUUUGUGGAAACCAUAUCUAGAGAUAUAUAUAAGACAAUGAAUGGAGAAGCUUUAAUUAUUUUCAAAUGGAAUAAAUAUGGAAAACUUUACUAUUCAAUUAUAUGGGUUGGAUUUAUUGCUUUACUUGGAUGCUUUACUAUAGCUGCAACAUUUUCUGAAGAAUUUAUACCUCAAAAUAUCAGAAAACAACUAUUGCUUGCCUCAACGAUUCUUGGAUUUGUUCAUUUAACUUUUGAAAUACGUCAAUUCAUUUAUAGUCCCUUAAAAUGGGUUCGUGAUGUUUGGAAUAUAUUGGAUUUAACAGCAUAUCUUCUUACAAUUGGUUCUUCUAUUUAUUGGUAUCAAACAAAUGACAAAAACGUUCAAUUGCUUUCUGUCACAUGUUUAUUUUUAGAUAUGAAAUUUUUAUUAUUUUUAAGAGCAUUUGAAUCCUUUGGUGUCUAUUUUGAGAUUAUUCUUAGUGUUGCGAAACGAAUAAUCUCCUUCUUGGUAGUCUUAGGAAUCAUUUUAAUUAGUUUUGCACAUGCAUUUUACAUAUUAUUGGCUUUAGAAGAUCCUUGGAAUAUUACAACUACUUAUUCUACCUCCGAUCAAAUAGGGUCAACUGAUCCUAAUCCAUUCAUAAUUCAAAUCCCCGAUGCAAAUACAAACAUGUUCAGUGGUUAUGGUGAUUCAAGUGCUUUAACUCUAUGGCCAUAUAAAGAUAAUAAAAUACUUGUCAUAUUUAUGAUUUUAUUCUCUUUCUUGGUCGUCGUAUAUCUCAUGAAUUUGUUUAUCGGGUUACUUAAUAUCGAGAUUGAAAAGGAUAACAAUAGAACCUCGUAUUUGUUACAAAAAGCGAAUAUUUUAGCAGAAAUCGAGUUAUUUUACUUGCUUCCACAUCAAAGGCGUUGGAAAUCCUGGUUUCCUGAUGAAAUAUAUUAUCAUGCCGAUGUUGAUGAAGUGCGUAGAAGGAUACAAGAACUAAUUAAGAAUGAUGAAUGGGAUUCAAUUAUUUCAUCGCAAUGUUAA
Funneliformis caledonium is the source of this 2811-nucleotide messenger RNA. The record is from the annotation of a GenBank genome assembly. Lineage: Eukaryota; Fungi; Glomeromycota; Glomeromycetes; Glomerales; Glomeraceae.